Molecule: messenger RNA, 1269 nt
Organism: Scedosporium apiospermum
Lineage: Eukaryota; Fungi; Ascomycota; Sordariomycetes; Microascales; Microascaceae
Product: Acyl-CoA dehydrogenase
Exons: 5
Coding region: 1-1269 (422 amino acids)
Molecular function (GO): flavin adenine dinucleotide binding; oxidoreductase activity, acting on the CH-CH group of donors
Source: RefSeq, a predicted model, not a curated record
AUGGCCUCUGCUCUAACCAGUAAUAUUCCCUUCGCCGACCCGAACUGGCACACCGACAAGGGCAACCCUUACUACAAGGACUCUCACCGGAAGCUCCAGCGCUUUAUCCGGGAGUAUGUCGACAGCGAGAUCAUUCCUAACGGCGCCGAAUGGGAGGCGCAGGGAUACGUUCCUGACCACGCUUUCAAGCGUCAUGCCGAGCUUGGUUUUCUCGCGGCUGCGGUAUUCCCCCUGCCUAAGAGUUCGUUGGGCGGCGUUAAGUUGCCGGCCGGUAUUUCUCCUGAUGAAUGGGACGAAUUCCACGAUGCAGUUCUUACCGACGAAAUCGCUCGCUGCGGAUACCUCGGCGUUGUCUGGGGUAUAAAUGGUGGCGCGACGACCGGCGGCGCCCCAUUGUCAACCUACGGCACCGAGGAGCAGAAACAAAAGUACUUGAGGCCCCUCCUAACGGGGGACCAAAAGCAUUGCCUUAUGGUCACCGAACCGGAUGCCGGCUCGGAUGUGGCGGGCCUUACGACAGAGGCCAAAAAGACAAAAGAUGGCAAGCAUUUUGUGAUCAACGGCCAGAAGAAAUGGAUUACCCAGGGUCAGCUGGCGACCCACGCUCUUGUCGCGGCUCGAACUGGAGGGCCGGGCCACAAAGGCCUAACCGUGUUCAUCGUCGACAUGGACACACAGGGAAUCCACCGAAAGAAGAUGUAUAAUUCGGGUGUUAGUUCAAGCGGUUCGUCGUUCAUUGACCUCGACAACGUUGUCGUGCCAGUUGAGAACAUUCUCGGGAGAGAGGGUCAGGGCUUCGAGGUCAUCAUGUCGACCUUUACACAUGAGCGCCUAUGGGUUGGCAUCACUGCUCUCCGUCUCUCGCGCGUGGCUCUUGAAGACAGCUACCGUUAUGCCCUCCGUCGCGAGACCUUUGGCAAGAAGCUUUUCGAGAACCAGGCCAUCCGGCUAAAGUUCAGCAAGAUGGCUGGCCUUAUCGAGCCAAUGCAACAUCUGAUGGAGGAUUUGGUGCGGCGUUCCGUCACCACACCAGCGCUCGCAUUCUCGCCAUGGGCCGCAUUGCUCAAGAUGCAGGCCGCGCACAACCUCGAGACGGUGUGUCGCGAGGCGCAGCAAGUAUUUGGAGGAAUGGGCUACUCACGGGGCGGGGCUGGUGGUCGUGUCGAGCAAAUAAGCAGGGAUGUCAGGGUUUUAGUCGUAUCGGGUGGCAGUGAAGAGAUUCUCAUGGAUAUGAUUGCCAAGCAGCAGAAGAAGCUGGCAAAGUUGUAA